Messenger RNA from Tarenaya hassleriana, 826 nucleotides. RefSeq names its product probable glutathione peroxidase 8. Gene Ontology annotation, biological process: response to oxidative stress. The record is from RefSeq and is a predicted model, not a curated record. The transcript has 6 exons. The coding region runs from base 52 to 582 and encodes 176 amino acids. Lineage: Eukaryota; Viridiplantae; Streptophyta; Magnoliopsida; Brassicales; Cleomaceae. Gene Ontology annotation, molecular function: glutathione peroxidase activity.
CAUCUUAUUCUUCUUCCACUUCUACCGCGUCUGCUUCUUCGUUUAGGGAAAAUGGCAAGCGUUGAAGGUGCUAAGGACCCAGAAUCAGUGUACGCUAUAAUCGUCAAGGAUGCAAAGGGAAACAGUGUAGACCUAAGCAACUACAGAGGCAAAGUCCUUUUGAUUGUCAACGUUGCUUCUAAGUGUGGAAUGACAAACUCAAACUACACGGAAUUGAACGAAUUGCACAACAAGUACAAAGACAAAGUUUUCUGUGUUGCAGGUCUGGAGAUUCUAGCAUUUCCUUGCAACCAGUUUGGUGAAGAGGAACCGGGAACCAACAAUGAAAUUACAGAAUUCGUCUGUACACGCUUCCAUUCAGAAUUUCCCAUUUUCGAAAAGAUCGAAGUAAACGGGGAAAAUGCUUCUCCACUUUACAAGUUCUUGAAGAAGGGGAAAUGGGAAAUCUUUGGGGACGACAUUCAGUGGAACUUUGCAAAGUUUCUGGUUGACAAGAACGGUCAAGCCGUUGAACGUUAUUACCCAACGACCUCUCCUCUUAGCCUCGAGCGUGACAUAAGGAAGCUGCUGGGCAUGUCCUAGAUGAUGGACUCGCGUGUGAGAUGGCUUUAACUGACAUCCGAGCCAGAAGGCUGUCUUUUGUUAGAUUUCAUCCUGUUUGGUUUCGAACCAGAUCAAGAGAAAUAUGAAAACCAGACCAGGAUUUGUCAGUGGCCAAAAAUCGAAAUGUUUGCAUGUUCCUCUGAGUUGAACAAGAACCAAGCACCAGAAGCUGGUUAUGUCAAGGUACUGGUUGUGAAAACAAGAUUUCCGGAAUAAUGAUUUA